Molecule: messenger RNA, 3014 nt
Organism: Felis catus (domestic cat)
Lineage: Eukaryota; Metazoa; Chordata; Mammalia; Carnivora; Felidae
Gene: REXO4
Product: REX4 homolog, 3'-5' exonuclease
Exons: 8
Coding region: 16-1530 (504 amino acids)
Biological process (GO): rRNA processing; DNA catabolic process
Cellular component (GO): nucleus
Molecular function (GO): 3'-5' exonuclease activity; nucleic acid binding
Source: RefSeq, a predicted model, not a curated record
AGCCUACCCCAGGUCAUGGACCCCGGACGCCGCUCCUGGGGUGGUGGCCCUUCUCCCAGGCGGGAGAAGAGCCCCGCCCUGCUCCCGGCCGUGCGGAACCAGGAAGGGAGGCGCGGUUUCCAGCCGGUCCGGAGAGAAGAGCACUUCCGGAGGCCGGGACGCACGUGCCGGGGCGCGCGCGGGGUCGCUUCCGGGGUCCCGGAGGCUGGUGUCUCUCGGGCGCUGGGUGGGCAGAGCCCGGCCGGGGGCGGGAUGGCCAAGGCGCUGACCUCCAGGCGCGCCCCCGGCGACCCCGUGGCCGAGCCGGGGCUUGGCAAGAAGGUAGCUCGGAAGAAAAGCAAGAAGAGGAGAUUCUGGAAAAGCCGAGGGCGAGAAGCGAGCAAGACACCGGGCUGCGGCCCCGGAGUCGCCGUGGUCCGACCUCCGAAGGCGCCGGAGGACUUUUCCCGCAACUGGAGGGCGCUGCAGCGGCUCCUGAAACAAAAAACACAGGCCCCGGAAAAGCCUCUUGUUACCUCUCAGACGGAUUCCAAAAAACAGCCCGGAAUUAUCCAGCCGAACAGAAAAGUCGUCCCAGAUAAAGCAAAGAGGAGUGACACGGGGCCAGAAACAGCGGCCCCAGCGGACAGGAGGGCGCCGCCUCCCCGCACAGAGGUCAGCAGAGCGGGGCACGAUGGGAAGGGAGCCGAGAAAAGGACAAAUGAUGAUACUUCUCCGAAAGGAGGAGACGCCAAGCGCAAGAAGCGGAAAGCUAAGGAGGCGACUGUGGCCUUGACUCCGGUCGUGCCCACCGAGGAAGACAUCUGGUUUGAUGACGUCGACCCGGCGGACGUCGAGGCGGCCCUGGGCCCGGAGGCGGCCCGGAUAGCCAGGAAGCGGCUGGGGCAGAGUGAGAGCAGCAUCGCGCUGGUGAAGGAGCAGGCCUUCGGCGGCCUGACUAGAGCCUUAGCCAUAGACUGCGAGAUGGUGGGCGUGGGCCCCAAGGGGGAAGAGAGCGUCGCCGCCCGCGUGUCCGUCGUGAACCAGCAUGGGAAGUGUGUUUACGACAAGUGCAUCAAGCCCACCCAGCCGGUGACGGACUACAGGACGGCGGUCAGCGGGAUGCGGCCGGAGAACCUCAAGCAGGGAGAAAACUUCGAAGUUGUUCAGAAGGAGGUGGCGGACAUGCUGAAGGGCCGGAUUCUAGUCGGACACGCGCUGCAUAACGACCUAAAGGUGCUGUUUCUUGAUCACCCAAAAAAGAAGAUUCGGGACACGCAGAAAUACAAACCUUUCAAGAGUCAAGUGAAGAGCGGAAGGCCAUCUCUGAAGCUGCUCGCGGAGAGAAUCCUGGGGAUCCGGGUGCAGCAGGCAGAGCACUGUUCGAUUCAGGAUGCCCAGGUGGCGAUGAGAUUGUAUGUCCUGGUGAAGAAGGAGUGGGAGAGUUCGGCCCAGGACAGGCGCCCCACGGCCCCCAUUCCAGACAGCCGCAGCACCUCCCGUCCGCAGGCGGUUGUGACCACGCACAAGACAGCUCGGGUCUCCCCGUAGCGGCAGCUCUGUUGAAACAUGUUCACCGUCCUGGCGGCAGGGCGUGGGGGCGGCCGAGAACUGCUUCCUCCCUCUGUGCCAUCCCAGACCUGGCGCUCCUGCUGGGGGCAGGCAGCACGGCGGGGCUCUGUCCUGAAGACUGACGGCAAGUCGGGGGGCGUUCUGCGGUGUGCUGUCCCCACAGCGGGGUGGCAUCUUUGCCGGGGAUUCGCCGGGUCCCAGGAGCCGGGGGCACCCAGCAUCCACUGGGUUUGUAACAUCUUCCUGGGAGGAGGCCAGACCCCUUUCUGUGCCUCGGGUCACAGGUCACGUAAAGAACCCCACCGGACUCACGGGCCGCACCCGGCGUGUGCAGUGAGCUGUGCUCCAGCCCCAUCUCCCAAGUUUGCCGCGGCCGCCUUUGGACUUGGAGAGAUUCUCUGAGGGUGCCGAUCCUUUCUCACACCCCCAGCCCCACCCCACAGGUCCACCCGCCAGGUUUCAACUUGGGGUCAGGGCCCGCGGCACGGCGAGGGAGGCUCAGCUCGUCUGCGCUGGGUGACCAUGGUUUCCCCCAGAGGCGGGUGUCCCUCCCCGUCUGGGACAGAUGUGCUUGAGGCUGGAGCACCGUGCGGGUCUGUCCCGGGUGUGAGGGUCUUUGAGAAGAGUCGGGAGCCCGGCAUACGGCCCGGCUUCACCAAACCGCCUGACGUGGCACAAGGAAGCCCCGGACCCACUGAGCAGAUUUAACACAGGCAGUCUUUUACUAGAGGUGGAGUGUGGGGAGGUUACUCUUUCCGCGUUUAGAGUGGUCUGAAAGGGUCGCUUUUUCCACGAGGGCCACGCUGAUGGGUCCAGGGCCGAGGUCUGUGCGGAGCCUGCCAAAUCGAGCCCCCGGGGCCCCACCGGUGCCCCACGCUGCCCCCAGGGCGCCUGCGUGAGCGAAGUGGAACCCCCCCCACACACACACACACAAAACCUAAGGAAAAUGCCGCUCACCGGGCAGCUCCAGGGCCAGACAAGGAAAGGAAGGGUGGGAGAGAAGGUGCGGGGAAGCGGGAGGCCGUGGGGUGUCUGCCUCCUCAGGGCAGAGCCGACUGUCCCCCCGCGGAGCCUGGUGGCGUGCCGGCCUCCAGCCUCAGGAGUACCUUCUCUGCGUAGGAAACCAGCUCCUGGAAAGACAGCCAGUAGGCACCGUGUCCGUGACACUCUUGGGACCUACUCGUAGGUCUUUUUGUGACCGAAUCUGCUCUUCUGUGAAGAGGUCCGGUUGUCCCUGCCCCUUAGGUUUGGGGGGGCCCAGAGACACACGUGAAGUCAAACGGGAACAGAGUCACGAAAACUACACACACAGAGUGGGUGCUUGGGUGGCUCAGUCGGUUGAGCGUCUGCCUCGGUUUUGGCUCAGGUCAUGAUCUUGGGGUCGUGGGAUUGGGCUGCACACGGAGCGUGGAGCCUGCUCGGGAUUUGUUCUCUCUCCCUCUGCCCCCCGCCUGCUCGUGCCC